This is a messenger RNA of Spodoptera frugiperda (fall armyworm), 2044 nucleotides long. Its product is annotated as histone-lysine N-methyltransferase PRDM9. The coding region runs from base 164 to 1795 and encodes 543 amino acids. Gene Ontology annotation, biological process: regulation of transcription by RNA polymerase II. The record is from RefSeq and is a predicted model, not a curated record. Gene Ontology annotation, cellular component: nucleus. NCBI's taxonomy places the organism in Eukaryota, Metazoa, Arthropoda, Insecta, Lepidoptera, Noctuidae. Gene Ontology annotation, molecular function: RNA polymerase II cis-regulatory region sequence-specific DNA binding; DNA-binding transcription factor activity, RNA polymerase II-specific; zinc ion binding. The transcript is spliced from 9 exons.
UUUUAUUGUCUAUGGUGGCGUAGUGAGGUGGUGAAGAAAAGAUAGUCGUAAAAUCACACUCAGCUAGCAAUCCCUAAAGAAUUUUAGGAAAAGUGAAGUGCUUCGGGCUUCGAUAUAAAAACGGAUUACUGCCAUCACUUUAGUUUUGUUUUGUUAUUGAAUUAUGCUUGAUCCUAUUGAUACUAUCGACAUGAAAUCGUGUCGUAUAUGCUUGACAAACAAUAAACCAUUAUGUCCUCUAUUUCGAUACAAGUUGUCGGGUAAUUAUGCUGAAAUGCUUACAGCUAUUGCCGAUGUUAAGGUGUCCUCUAAUGAUGGAUUGCCUGAAAAGAUUUGCCUCAAAUGCUGUACAACUUUGGAAAAGGCAUACUUACUUAAAACUGUGGCUGAAAGGUCAGAUAAGAAACUGAGAAAAAUACUAGCAAGAGAAAAAGGAAAUGUACCUACUAAGAAAAUCGCAUUUGACUCUUUUACUGAUAUCAAAAGUGAAAUAGGACCAUUGACUAUAAAGCCGGAACCAAAGUGGGAAAUGGAAAUUGAGGUACCAGAAAGCAGUAGGCCUGUCGAUACAAUGGAGGUUAAAGAUAUUGUGAUUGCUAACACAGUAAUUAGGAAAGUAGAUCCAAAUGCAGAAGAAAUUAAAUUGGAUAGCAAUGAUGAUGUACAACUAACUUGGACAUCAUCAGGCAACUCUCAUUAUGCUGCUAAAGGGGAUCCAGAUGCUGAAUAUUUAGAAGAUGAUGUUUUCCAAGAUGAUGAUGACGAUGAUUACAUUCCUCCUGUGGAGAAGCCUAAGACCAAAUUCAAGAAACCUAAAUUAUCAGAUAUCAAGGUGUUCAAAGGUAAAACUGUUGUCAGAAAAGUAAAGGUUCUGAAAAAAAUUAAGGAUGAUCCUGAAUAUGAUUCUGGUAGAUCGAGAGAUGAGAAUAAGUCACGAUCAACUACUAUUACUUGCUAUCCAAUUUUGAAGAAUGGUUCAAGAGGUUCACCUAUCCUGUUGAAGAGACCCAAGGAUGCAACAAUACUGAAAGUCCAUCCAGGUUAUAAAUCGAAGUCUCAGUCCUCUUCAUCUGAGAGUGUGAAAGUAGUGCGCAGGGACAAACCUGUUAGAAUGGUGCGGACCAGUGUCUCCAAGCAACGAGAGAAGCUUGUUUGUCCCGUGUGUGGUAUUCUCACGUUUACAUUGGGCAAUCACAUGGCAACACAUCAAGAAAAGAAGAGAUAUACCUGUGCGCAAUGUCCCAGAUCAUUUGCGCAGAAGAGUAAUUUGCUAAUCCAUGCUAAACAACAUACAGGAAUAAAAGACCAUAUUUGUGAAGUAUGUGGGGCUGGUUUCUACAGUCAGAAGUCACUGGUUAGACAUAAUUUAAUUCACAAGGGAGAAAGACCAUUUUCCUGCAAUUUGUGCACAAAGAGGUUUAUAGCUAUGGCAGGCCUGCGCCGCCAUAUGGCGAUCCAUACUGGAGAAAAACGGUACAACUGUAGCUUCUGCAAUAAAAAAUUCACGCAAAGCCACCACCUCCAGAACCAUAUGAUUACCCACACUGGCGAUAGGCCCUAUACUUGCGAGGUUUGCAAUGUGGCAUUCAGUUACAAAGUGAACCUGAAUAACCAUGUCUACAAAGUGCAUGGGAUUAACUUAAAGUUUAAGUCUAUUCACACCGUGACUGAGGACAUACUGCGCCGAGAGAUGGGCAUGAUGAACGAGACAAGGGUUGCGAUAACACAUAUUUUGCCGCAAUUAGGAGAGGUCCCGACUCCAGCGGCCCAUGAAACUGUACUCUCAUUAACGUGAUCCAUGAAACCCGAGAGAAGUAUCUUCCAUUCAAGUUAUACAAACAUAUUAGUUUAAAAGCUUUUACAUAAAAUCUUUAAUUUCUGUUUUAUGUCUCUUGAAGUUCUGUUGCGUAUAAAAACGCGUCUACAUGCAAUAUGUUGUUGACCUAUGUUAUUCAACUCUUAAAUAAUAAAAGCAAUAUACAAUGUUUAAUUAUGUAAAUAUUUAGUCAAUGUUAAUACUUAAUUAAAAUACGUUUUUGAAUAA